This is a messenger RNA of Aedes aegypti (yellow fever mosquito), 931 nucleotides long. RefSeq lists its product as uncharacterized. The coding region runs from base 47 to 811 and encodes 254 amino acids. The transcript is spliced from 2 exons. The record is from RefSeq and is a predicted model, not a curated record. Lineage: Eukaryota; Metazoa; Arthropoda; Insecta; Diptera; Culicidae.
AUCGAUCUCUGUAGUUGCACUUACCGUCAGUUGACAAUCAGAGAUAAUGAAAGCCUUACUACUAUUAGUUUGCUGCCUGGCAAUCGCCUCCUCGUCCGAGGCCAAAACAUUCCCGGGAUCCAAUCUACGGGCACCGGACAAUUUUCAUCUGACAAUUACCGAAGGAUUGCUCGAAGAGCUGAAGAAACUUUUGGACUACCUUGCCAAAGCCGCUUUGGACGCCGUUCAUGACCUGAAGCAGAAUGUGGACAAGCUGAUAAGCGAUGCUUCCCAGAAGGCCGAAGAUUUGCUGCAGUUGGCCAACGAAAGCAUCAACGAGUAUCUACAGGAAGCGAAGCAGAAUCUUACUGUGCUGGGGUCACAAGUGGCGGAAUGUGUGGUGCCGGCCACUACAGAAUUAGAGAAAAUCGCGGCCCAUUCCUAUGAGAAUACGAAAAAGUGCUACGAUGAUCUGGUAACUCGGGUCAGAAUCCUGACGGACAACGUGGAGGAACACGUGGACUACGAGAUAAAGAAGGUGGCAGAAAUUCAACACAUCGGAGUGGACUGUAUGGUGCAGAAUCCUAAGCUGGUGGAUCAAGUGAAGUGUAUUCUGGAUCAUAUCGAGGAAUCUAAUGCAAUUGUGAAGGACAUCAUCAGCGAUGUGGGAAAGCUGACUUCUGAGACCACUCGUGAAAUAGUUUCGUUGAGUAAUGAUACCAGAGGCUGUCUUCUGGACGUGAUUCGCAUGUCGCGAAACGAAGUCGAUAAAGUAAUUGCCGAAGUGCUGCAAUGUAUGAAAGAGUCGAACUCAGUGGAAGAUGUUGAGUAGAACGACUGGAUAAUAAAAAUACGCUUGGAUAUUUCUUUUUAGUUCAUUGAAUUCAUAAUCAGAAAUCUUUUUUAUAAUAAAAUUUAUAAUUGGUAUGUUGGUAUCAACCUGUCCCAUGGA